Annulohypoxylon maeteangense is the source of this 1218-nucleotide messenger RNA. RefSeq names its product DUF159-domain-containing protein. Gene Ontology annotation, biological process: DNA damage response. The record is from RefSeq and is a predicted model, not a curated record. The transcript is spliced from 3 exons. The coding region runs from base 1 to 1212 and encodes 403 amino acids. Gene Ontology annotation, molecular function: single-stranded DNA binding. Lineage: Eukaryota; Fungi; Ascomycota; Sordariomycetes; Xylariales; Hypoxylaceae.
AUGUGCGGGCGUUACUCGUUAGUCUUGCGGCCGGCGCAAAUCCGCCAAUUGUUACAAGAUGAUGAUAUGGUCGUGGACGAAGCACCAGAAGAUGAAGGCGACGAUGCUCCCAGGCAAAGCUAUAACUUCGCCCCCGGUUACCAUGGCAUGGUCUAUCGCGCCAACACUCCAGAUUGGGGAGCAGGCCCCCCAAAACAGCACGCCAAUGCUUCUAGCGAAGUCCUAAUCAAGAAUCAUUCUCGAGAAGGGGCUGUGGAUGACACAUCCGAGUCUCAAUCCGUUAGUUAUAAGUUGCAGAGCAUGAAAUGGGGACUAGUUCCGUUCUGGACCAAACGUAAUCCAGACUUCGGUUCGACGAUGAAAACUAUCAACUGUAGGGACGACUCUCUCGCUCAAAGUGGCGGUAUGUGGAGCACCAUGAAAGCAAGAAAGCGAUGUAUCGUCAUCGCACAGGGAUUCUACGAGUGGCUAAAGAAGGAUGGAGGCCGAGAAAAGAUACCGCAUUAUGUCAAACGGAAGGAUGGCAGGUUGAUGUGUUUCGCUGGAUUGUGGGAUGUGGUACAAUAUGAGAACGACGAGCAGAAGCACUACACAUACACGAUUAUCACUACAAGCUCGAAUAAACAACUUAAUUUCCUCCAUGAUCGCAUGCCGGUCAUCUUACAGAAUGGGUCUGAUGACUUACGCAUGUGGCUGGACCCUAAACACUACGAAUGGUCAAAACAACUACAGGCUCUGCUGAACCCUUAUGAGGGCGAAUUAGAUGUGUAUCCGGUCAGCAAGGAUGUCGGUAAAGUAGGCAACAACUCGCCUACCUUCAUCAUUCCCGUCGACAGCAAAGAAAAUAAGUCCAAUAUAGCAAAUUUCUUUGCCAAGGGCGCUACGAAGAAAGGUUCAAAGAAAGAGCAACCGGAUAUCGAGGUUAAGAAGGAAGAAGGUUUCGUCACGGAAGAUUCGACUAAAGUAAAGGAAGAAAGUAAGAUUGUAGCGGGUGUCAAGAGGGAAGCUGAGGAUAUGCUCAAUGACGAGGAGCCUUUGAAGAAGCUACCUGCGACGACGAUAAACCCUCCUAGCGCAUUAGAUAAACCGCAGUCACCACAGAAAGGAGGGAGACAAAAGAUUAGUGCUACUAGAAAUCGGACGAGGAGCCCAAAUAAGACGAAGCAGCCUGGUACGCAGAAGAUAACGAAAUUCUUUGCGAAUAGUUCUUGAUGCACC